Octopus bimaculoides (California two-spot octopus) is the source of this 2540-nucleotide messenger RNA. RefSeq names its product trifunctional enzyme subunit alpha, mitochondrial. Lineage: Eukaryota; Metazoa; Mollusca; Cephalopoda; Octopoda; Octopodidae. The record is from RefSeq and is a predicted model, not a curated record. Gene Ontology annotation, cellular component: mitochondrion; mitochondrial fatty acid beta-oxidation multienzyme complex. Gene Ontology annotation, biological process: fatty acid beta-oxidation. Gene Ontology annotation, molecular function: long-chain (3S)-3-hydroxyacyl-CoA dehydrogenase (NAD+) activity; NAD+ binding; enoyl-CoA hydratase activity.
GAAUUCACUGCGGGACAGUCGAUCAAAGGUCGAUUUCAGAAGUAACUCACAACUGUAAGCAUGUUGAAUGCAACUGGAACGAUGAGGUGUAUGGGUAUCAAACUAAACUCCUUCUGCCGACAAGGAAUGCAUUCAUUGAGAUAUUUUUCUUUAAAUUCAGCUCAAGCAGCUCGAGUUCAUGUAAACUAUGAAGUGAAAGAUGAUGUUGCAGUUGUCAAGAUGAACUCUCCAGAUUCAAAGGUAAAUACUUUAUCAAAGCCUCUACAACAUGAGAUUGUAGGAAUCAUGGAGGAAAUCUGGAGCAAUGAUCAAAUUAAAAGUGUUGUUCUAAUGUCUGGAAAACCUGGCUGUUUCUUGGCUGGGGCUGAUAUUGGUAUGUUGAAGGCAUGUAAAUCAGCUGAAGAAACUACCAGUCUCAGCAAAUCAGGACAGGAAAUACUGGAACGAAUAGAAAAUAGCAAGAAACCUGUGGUAGCUGCCAUUAUGGGAACGUGCUUAGGUGGAGGACUUGAAGUUGCUCUUGCUUGUCGUCAUCGAAUUGCAGUUAAAGAUAAAAAAACUAGUCUGGCAGUUCCUGAAGUGAUGCUUGGAUUAUUACCCGGAGGUGGUGGAACCCAGCGUUUACCUCGGCUGAUUUCAGUUCCAAAUGCUUUAGAUAUGAUGCUCACAGGGAAAACUAUUAGACCUGAUAAAGCUAAAAAGAUGGGUCUCGUUGAUCAAGUUGUUGAUGCCCUUGGUCCUGGAUUACAAAGUGCUGAAGAUGGGACAUUAGCAUACUUAGAGAAGAUUGCUGUUGCUGCUGCUAGAAAUCUUGCAAAUAAUGGUGGUAAAAGGGCACCAAGAAAGAAAAAUCUCACUGACAAAAUAACAGAUCAAAUAUUGCAAUAUGAAUUUGGAAGAAACUUUGUGUUUAAACAAGCAAGAUCAAAGGUGAUGAAACUCUCUGGGGGUCUCUAUCCUGCUCCAUUGAAAAUCCUUGAUGUAACAAAAAAAGGUUUAGAACAAGGUCUCAAAGUUGGCUAUAAUGUUGAAGCUAAGGAAUUUGGUUUUCUUUCCAUGACAAAAGAAAGCCAGGCUCUUAUUGGCUUAUAUGACGGGCAGACUGCAACAAAGAAAAACAGAUUUGGAGAACCAAAACGAGAAGCCAAAACAGUUAGUGUACUAGGAGCUGGUCUCAUGGGAGCUGGUAUUUGUCAAGUGAGUAUUGAUAAGGGUUUUAAUGUUUUGAUGAAGGACAUGUCUGAAACUGGCCUUUCCCGAGGUAUUGAACAAAUACAAAAAGGAUUACAAACUUCUGUGAAAAAGAAAAAAAUCAGCAGUUUAGAAUCUGAGAAAAUGUUAUCAAAUCUUGAUGCAACCCUGUCCUAUAACAACUUGAAACAUUCUGAUCUGGUGAUUGAGGCUGUAUUUGAAGAUCUCAACGUCAAACAUAAAGUUAUCCAAGAGAUUGAAAAAUAUAUCCCAGAACAUUGUGUUUUUGCAACCAAUACAUCUGCUCUCCCUAUUGCACAGAUUGCAAAAGCAAGCAAAAGGCCUGAAAUGGUAAUUGGAAUGCAUUACUUCUCACCUGUUGAUAAGAUGCAGCUUUUGGAGAUCAUUACACAUGAAGGAACCUGUAAUGAAGCAAAAGCACGUGCUGUCAGUGUGGGAUUGAAACAAGGCAAACUUGUGAUUACAGUAAAAGAUGGACCUGGUUUUUAUACAACCCGUAUCCUAGCACCAAUGCUUGCUGAGUGUGUACGUCUCUUACAGGAAGGAGUAACACCCAAACAGCUGGACAAACUCACCAAACAGUUUGGUUUUCCAGUUGGUCUUGCAACUCUAGUUGAUGAAGUUGGCAUUGACGUUGCUGCCCAUGUUGCUGAGGAUCUUGGUAAAGCUUUUGGGUCACGCUUUGGUGGUGGAAAUGUUGAGUUACUCAAAGAAAUGGUUUCUAGAGGAGCUUUAGGUCGGAAGACUGGUAAAGGUUGCUUCCUUUAUGAAAAGAAAUCAAAAGAUAAAACAGAAAACCCUGAAGUGGCUGAGAUAAUCAGCAAAUUUUCUCUUGAACCCAAAGUUGUAAAUACUGAUGAGGUGAUACAAUAUCGUUUAUUUUCUCGAUUUGUCAAUGAAGCCAUAUUGUGUCUUCAAGAAGGCAUCUUAGCCAAUCCUCUAGAAGGAGAUAUCGGUGCUGUCUUUGGACUGGGCUUCCCACCAUUUUUAGGCGGUCCUUUUCGGUAUGUGGAUCUUCAUGGAGCAAAGCAGUUAGUGGACAGAAUGUCUGUAUUUGAAAGUCACUAUGGAGAACACUUCACUCCCUGUCAACUACUGAAGGAUCAUGCAAAUGACAGCAGUAAAUUAUUUCAUAAAAAGUGAUUAAAAAGUAAUGUGAUAAAACAACUAAUAUCAGAGUAAUAAAGAAUGUUGAACAUUUCUUUUAUUUACACCAAAAUGCAAUAUUGGUUUCCAAUUUUGUUUAAAAAGAAUGUAGCAUAAAUUAUUGCUAAAAAUUCGAGGAUUUAAGAAAACUAUAUUUGUAAAAUAAAAAUUAUAAUUUACUA